AUGGGAGGACAUGACGCUGGAGCACACCACCAGUUCACUGGGAUUGCCAAGUACUUCAAUUCAUACACAAUGAUAGGGAGGAGGAAUUGUGUACUGGCCACAUACGCCACGAUAGCAGCUAUUGCCCUCUUCUUGAAAUUGAAACCCAAGAAACAGGCUGCUGUAACAGAAAAGUGAUAAUGGGUUCACAUAUUACAUAACAGAAUGGAAGAGA
Lampris incognitus (smalleye Pacific opah) is the source of this 214-nucleotide messenger RNA. RefSeq names its product ATP synthase membrane subunit K, mitochondrial-like. Bases 1 to 177 code for a protein of 58 amino acids. Lineage: Eukaryota; Metazoa; Chordata; Actinopteri; Lampriformes; Lampridae. The record is from RefSeq and is a predicted model, not a curated record. The transcript has a single exon.